GGAGAGGAACACCGAUCCCCCACUCCACCUCACCCCGGAGAGGAGAGGAGAGAAGAGAAGAGAAGAGGAGAAAAGAAAAGAUCCGAUCCGGCGGAUCGAAGCGCAACCACCGUCUCGACGUCUCGUCUCGCCCUAUCCGUUUCCUCCGUUUCACACUCUCCUCCCUCACCCCUUCCCCCGUUCCCCUUCCUUGGUAUAAGUCCUCCCUUGCUAUUUCCGCCUCACAUCCGACCACAAAUCCGCACCCCCAGGACCAGCAGCAGCAGCCAUGACGCCCUCCGCCGUCGCCAACCUAGCCGGCGCCUCCCCGCUGCCCGCCUUCGCGCCGAGGCCCAGGUCCAGGCCCAACUCGGCCAGCCCGGGCCCGUUCGGGCCCGCGCCGCGCCGGCUCGCCGUCGCCGCCCCGCCGCGGGCCUUCUUCUCCUCCGCGCCCUACCAGCCGCCGGAGCCGGAGGGCUACUCCUCCGUCCGCGAGUACGGCCUCGUGCCCAUGGUCGUCGAGACCACCUCCCGCGGGGAGCGCGCCUACGACAUCUUCUCCCGCCUGCUCAAGGAGCGGAUCGUCUGCAUCCACGGGCCCAUCGCCGACGAGACGGCCUCGCUCGUCGUCGCGCAGCUGCUCUUCCUCGAGUCCGAGAACCCGCUCAAGCCCAUCAGCCUCUACAUCAACUCCCCCGGGGGCGUCGUCACCGCCGGGCUCGCCAUCUACGACACCAUGCAGUACAUCCGCUGCCCCGUCAACACCAUCUGCAUCGGCCAGGCCGCCUCCAUGGGCUCCCUCCUCCUCGCCGCCGGCGCGCGCGGGGAGAGGCGGGCGCUGCCCAACGCCAGGGUCAUGAUCCACCAGCCCUCCGGCGGGGCCCAGGGCCAGGCCACCGACAUCGCCAUCCAGGCCAAGGAGAUCCUCAAGCUGCGCGACCGCCUCAACAAGAUCUACGCCAAGCACACGGGCCAGAACAUCGACAAGAUCGAGCAGUGCAUGGAGCGUGACCUUUUCAUGGACCCCGAGGAGGCGCGCGAAUGGGGGCUUAUAGACGAGGUCAUCGAGAACCGCCCGGCCUCCCUCAUGCCUGAGGGCCUCAGUGCCGUUGACCCGCCUCACCACGGUGGGGGCGCCGGCGCCAACGGCCGUGGCAGGGACAGGGAUAUGGAGGAGCCCUCCGCUGUAUGAGGGGUGGCCACGAAGGUGAAACCUUUUCCUGAGUCCGGUGGCUAUGUUGUUUGUUGUUAGAUCUAAGUUUUGAUGAUUCCUAAUACAACAGGUCAACUUGGUAUCUUCUCCCUGUUGUUUCAAUUGCCUGAACUGAGCUAUUGCUGAUAUUAUUGCAACUCGUAAAAGGGAUUUCAUUCCUUUGGUACUGAUAAAUUGAUAGUGUGUUGAAUGUCCGUUA
Aegilops tauschii subsp. strangulata is the source of this 1391-nucleotide messenger RNA. RefSeq lists its product as uncharacterized. Gene Ontology annotation, molecular function: serine-type endopeptidase activity; ATP-dependent peptidase activity; ATPase binding. Gene Ontology annotation, cellular component: endopeptidase Clp complex. Lineage: Eukaryota; Viridiplantae; Streptophyta; Magnoliopsida; Poales; Poaceae. Gene Ontology annotation, biological process: protein quality control for misfolded or incompletely synthesized proteins. The record is from RefSeq and is a predicted model, not a curated record.